Amoebophrya sp. A120 is the source of this 6391-nucleotide messenger RNA. The record is from the annotation of a GenBank genome assembly. NCBI's taxonomy places the organism in Eukaryota, Dinophyceae, Syndiniales, Amoebophryaceae.
CUUGACUUUCCCCGCCUCGAUUUUUUUCCAUAUUUUUCCGCCGUAUCAUGAAGUUUAUAGCUUCCACAAUAAUGAUAAACCGGCACUUAAGUACUACCCAAGAAACUCUCGCAGCACCCCUAUUACACAUCUCGCUUGACUUGCUUGUGCUCCUUCACAAAAAUCUUCAUGACACAUCAAAACCACUGAGAAUAGGACGAGGUAGUGACCGAGGAAGGUUGUAGUUCUAGUUGAAACGCAGACAGGGCAACAAGGUAGUAACACCACCAGAGCUGAAAGAACGUAGUAACACCUGUCUCACGGACGAACUUCAAGCCCGAUAUUCGAAUUUGUCCUGUUGCAGUUGUUAACACUGAGCAGCUGCCAGUACGAAAUAUAUUUGUAUCUUCUCUACGUCUACGAGACGAAAACAAAGAUAAAGAAGAGAGUACUUCUACAACAAACUCUUCAACGAAAAUAAAUUCUGUCCGUACUAAAAUCCAAACUACUUGUUCUAAAACACGACGACCACGCCCUCAAUAUAAGAUGGUAGCCGACGCCACGCCGACCCUGCUUUCCCCGCAGCACGAGAAGUCUCCGCACCCCUGGGAGCGCGGUACCACGCCUACCAUGGAGGAAGACGAAGACGACAUCCGCCACGCACUUAGCGAUGAGGAGGAGGAGGAGGAACAGACGCUGGAACAGGUCACGGACCGCUACUUUGAGUUCAUUAACAGGUGCGGGGUGGUGGACUCGGAAAUGAGCGGCAUCUCGGCCACUGGAAAAUACGACGAGUACAAAAAGUUCGCCAAGACCGCCGACAUGGAGAAGUGCGUGUUUGUCCAGUGUGAAAAAAGAGGAACACUAUUGACCGAGGGAGAAAAGAAAACGGCUUUUCAGUUGGACCAGCAGGAACAGGAAAUUUUCACGGCCCAGAAACUGUCCUCCAACAACCGCUUAUCUUCCAAACACAACCCCCUCUUCGCCAUCGUUGCCAGGUUGAGCUGCUUGACAAAUAGUAAAACCAAUCCCGACGGUGCAACAUCUACAGCUUCUGUGAACAACAAGACCACUUCAACUACAACCACGUCCGACACCACGACAGCAACGACCCCAAAUACCUCCUUGCAGGAAACAAACGGAAGCGACCCGAAGUCCCGGGUGGAAUCUUUGAUCAAGAAGUUGAACGAGCGCUUUUCCACCGAACCGGACAGCACCCACGCCUGCUUGCUAUUGCAAUGAAAAAUGCCUCCACCCCGGAAUGUGCACAAGUUUCUCAUGCGAAGCUUCCAAAUGAAAGCUGUUUGUCUUGCAUUUAUUAAGGACUGCGAGCCUCUCUGAUGCAGAAUCUAGGCACGCCAGGUAUCCUCUGCAUAACAAACCAUCAUGCUGUUGGGCUCCUUCGCAACACAACUUCGAGCUAUUCAGCAUGGAAAAUUUGUGAUGCUGAUACAUAGAAGACGGGGAAUGUUUCCAUUGGAAAGGUUUGCAUUACAAAUGCUGCUGAGUAGUUCUGCGGUAGGAGCAUUUUUCACUGUAAUACUUGCGGGGCGUGAUUCUCGACCCGGAGCUGCACGAAGCGUUUUUGCUAGCAAAUGACGAGGAAACGAAGAAAACCUUUUACGACACGGUGCAGAUGGUCAAGAACUACCAGUAUGCAUUACAAAAGUAUGGCACUCGUAGUAAAAGUAAUUGCCAUCACGCAUUACAAAUCUCUUUCUUAACGUAAAUCUACAUUUACCAAUUUCAUCUGUAAUGCUAGGCGAAUUUGUCACGCUUGCGUUUUCUACUAGUACGGUACUUUUGCAAUGCAUAGCCGACUGGUCUUCGAAAUCUGUUUGAAGGAGGAAAAUUUGGAAAAGGAGUUGCCGAAAGUGUUGGAAUUGGUGGAAACGGUCAGUACGGAAAUCGUGAUUAAAAUUGACUUAUCUUCGAACAGUUUUAUCACGGGAUUGUCAGGGACAGUAUCCACAGUAAAAUUUUUCCCGUACACGUACAAAUGCUGUUUCCGCAUGACGAAACUUACCUUCAACCUUAGUCGGCAUGACAAGUUGCUCACUCCAAGUUUGCAAAAAAAAUUUGUCAUGCAUUUCGUACAUGUGCGGAAAUGAAAAAUUGUAUUGCAUAAACUGGGACUACAACGACCACUACCGGCGCGACGUCGUCUUUCAAUCUGAUCCAAGCGCUGACAGAGGCGGAGGCGAGAUUGGAGCAGGAAGAAGUAGCCUCCGGAGUAGAGCAGCAGACCUAUGCAUUGCAAAAGUAACGUACUAGUAUAAAUUGCAUUACAAAUUUUGGCAAGAAGAAAAGUGGAAUUUGUAAUGCUGUUUUAAUUUUGGAGAGAGAUUUGUCAUGCAUAUUUGCAAUUAGAACGAGCGCGAUAUUUUUGCACAGGAUAAGACCGCGAGUACGACGAUGACCCACGACCCGGUGGAGGUUUUGACCAUUCUGGAGAAGAUCGCCAAACACCGGCUAUGAACUGCAAAAGUAUCGUACUAGUGUAAAUUGCAUUACAAAUUGACUUAGCAUUACAAAUAAGAUCUGUGAUGCGGAUUUGCCAUAACAAAAAGAUUUGUAAUGCAUGCACGCAAUCAGUACGAAACGAAAACGAAUACGAUACUUUUGCACAGGAUACUGGCACGUGCACUGCAAGUUGCUCGGACACGAGGAGAAAUUGACCAAGGCGUGCUUGCGCUGGUUCGGCCCGGACCGCUGCAUGUUCGCGACCAGUUGGAAUGAUGGCGAGGUAGUUUAUUUGAUCAUGAGUGCUGAUUGUGAAGAUUCUGCUCGUGCUCUGCUGGUGCUGCUUGCAUCAUGACACAACCAAGGCAGCUACUUUUAGUUGUAUUGCUAUUGGUAUUGCAUGAAAGUACACGAGCACGACGCAGUGGAACAAAAUGCUUUCAGGUGACCCACAAUCCCUCGCUGGACAAGAUCAGCAUCCAGAUGAAGCGCGUCAUUCAGGCCGUCGUGGAGUCGUAUCUGGAGGAGCAUGGUCUCCGCGACCGCCCGUCGUCACGCGAGAGCUGCUGGACCAUGGGCUUUCCGCAGAACUGGUCCAGCGAGGACCAGUAUCGCAAGAAAAAAGUGUUACAGUUACACAUUGUGUUGCAGGCCAAGCAAGACAGACAAGCUCUGUCAUGCCGGAUAUGCAUAUGAGCCUCGUUUCGUACGUGUUUUCCCGUAGGAAUUCUGCAUUACAAGUUUUCUCUCUCAUGCAGAGAAAUUUGCGUUGCUGAAUUCCCUACAAAUGUGUAACUGUAACACUUUUUUCGUGGGAUAACCAGAAAUUGGACCUGCGCACCCGGUAUCCCAUAUGUGAGAUCACGAUGUUCACUCGCAAUUUGCAACGGUGUCGUGCAGAGUCAGGGCCAAAUUUGUACCUGGUUAACAGUACAUGUACAACCUUGUUCCGAAAAAGAAUAAUUGAUUCUUUAGGCCUAGGCAUUCGCACAAUUGCAAAAAAAGCAACUUAAUACCGGUGAGUAUCGUGAUCUUGCACGGGAUACGUGGAUUACCCUGGAGAAAAUCUUCCGAAAAAAUGCGGAGCGGAAGUAUAUCAUGUAGAGGAUAUUUUCAGCGGCUUGAGCUUGAUUUUAUCAAGAGCCGGGGAGGUCGUUUGGAGCUGGCACAAGUGGCUAUUGACGACCACUAGUGCUACGUAGAGAUCAAGUCCACUUUAAGUUUUUUGUUUAGCUGAACAUUUUCUGUUCGCUGAUCGAUUUGUGUUUUUCUAUAUUUCUUUUUCUUUUUUGCCAAGCGACUUCGACAGCACACGACACCGAAAAGCGACUGAGCUAUUUCGACAUUUCACAAAAACAAAUACAAAAACUAUAUGACGGUGCUCCGCCUGCGCCUGGAGGUGUUAUAAAAAACAAAGAAGCAAUAGCAAUGUAACUUCGUUUAUACGUUCCACUAUUUUCAGAAUUGCUUCGGCAUCUUUGUUUCAAUUUUUUCAAAGCUAGUGCUAGCGGUGAACUAAAUAUGACUGCAUUAUCAAAUACUAAAGCACAGGAAUCUGUUUUACGAUUUCUUCUGUAAGCGCUAGCAGCAACCAGCAUACCGUCCGGCGGCCCUCCUAUUGACGUACGGAUUUAUAUUCUUUCGAAGCACCGACGAAAGCAAAUUCUUGCGUAUAUAUUAGCUGAAUACAACUCUUUUUUAUCUUUUCUUCUUUCUAGUGGCCGCUAGCGCUACUCCCAAACAACUUUUUAGUGGCAAAAUAAAAAAGUGCGACAUUAUCUCCUGUAAGUAUUAUCCAUUGGGAAGAUAAAGUUAUUUUUUUAUAAUCAUGUUUCGCGGGUGGAACACGGCGAACUGUGUGUCCGACUUAUUGUCUUUUCUUGUAAAAAUCACUUCUUGUUUUUUACAUGUACAGCGACCAACUACAAGGUUCCCUCCUAGUGGGGGGAUCUGUCAUGCCACUCGCGUCAAACACAAACACCAACCCUGAACCCCCUGCAAUUGCUCAAAGCUUAAUAUAGCAGACGCAUUUUUGCAAGAACAUUCAACGAUUACCCGGCCGCUCCUAGUACUACACACGGUUAGAAGUGGUCUGCGUCUGAUCGAUCUUUGAGGAAUACGAGAAGCAUGCAAAGCUGAAGCUUUUGGAUUUUGCAUAGGUUUAGGUGGUGGUCGUGAAAAGGGCCGAAGUUGUAGAGAUUUAUGGAAACAAAUCAAGAUAGUGAAAAUAAGUAAGCAAAUCAAGAAUAGUGAUGUCCUGGUCGUUGUCACCUUUCAUCCUUUGUCUGCCAACAUGCUCGUCAGGACUCUUUCGCAGAAUAAUAUCCCGAGGAUCAUAUAGCGAUACUUUCUCUUUUUUUCAAGAAAAGAAGAGCAAGAUGAAAGGCGGCUCAAGACUCGUCCUGAAUAAUAGACUUUGUUCAGACAAAUUUUGCCUACAAAAUACAGAUAUGGAAAUGCUAUAGACGAAUGCCAAACACAAAUUGCGUUGCAAGGUUUCGGAUAUGGUAAGGUUUCAGCAAUUUUUGCACCUCGUUUUCAUCAUUCCUUCGUAUAGAAUUUGGCGUUUCGAAAUCUCAUCCUUACCCUUACCACUAUGCGCGCUUGUGGUAGCAGCACCUACUGCGAAUAAACCAAACCCUGCUUCAAGCUGGUAACCAGAAUAAAUUCAGCAACGUCAAGCUUGUGGUAGAAACUCAGCCUAUCAACAUCAAGGUAAGACGUAGUGGUAGUGCUUACCGAUGAAGUGGCCGCAGGCGGUAGUUCCUACAGCACAAGUGCUAUUGCAAAGCGUGAUUUUUAGAAGAGACAAUAUAGAACUUUCAGGGCGAAAAGUAUUUUUCAGCUGAAUUGUUGAUGUAGUCUUUAUGCAUCCAAUCGACACCGUUGCUCUCGGAUUUUUUUUUGUUUUGGAUGUGUGAAAUGGUUUUAUGAUAAUGAUGUGUGUCAAUGUCUAUCAGAUAAUGUUAAUGAUCUUCUCGAGUUUGUUGCAGCAGUCUUGUGGCAGCUCAACAUCCAUCGUUCUCCAUAACUUUAACUACGUUUGACUUGUUCUCAUCAAGAACUCGUUUCCUGUUUCUCAUUUACUCUUCUGCUAUUGCCCAGCCACAGUUUCAGUUCCGUUGCCCAGUAACAGUACCAAUUUUCAUGCCCCUUCCGCUUUUUUUAGGCAUGAUUCUUUCUGCUGCUUUCUAAUUUGGAACCACGCGACUGUCACUUUUAACCAGUACAACUUGCGCUCUUUCUUCAUCUGCUGCUGACGACAAGGCCUCAGAAUGAAUCUGCCUUUUAUUUUUUCACACGACGACCCCGACGUGCGCAGGAGCACCCCGAUCUUCACCGCCCUGCCUGAGCAACAGCGUUACAGCCUUUAUUUGUCUGCAGUCAUAGUCUACAUGAGUAGAUGGCAUCAACUAGGACAACAAGGCCUUCCCCGUCCUGUGGCAAAAACAAUCCCAGCUAUACCUUUAUUCACCCGAGAGAAGAAGUAGUUGUGCUGCAAGAACUCUUUGAUUUUUGCAACUACUUUUUUUUAGUCAACCUCAUACGUACCUUUUUUUUCCACCACAAAAGCGACAGACCGAAAGACAUUCCUUCCCUGCUGUUGAGACUUCUAUAAUUCUACCAAAUAUUAAACCCGCUCCUUCGCCUUCAGUGGUCGGCCACGAAUACAAAAAUCGCAGCUAUGAUUUUUUACGCUGUCGUCCUCCUGCUGCCCAGAACCUCCUACCUUCUACCAACAUUUUUUUCGAUGAAAAUAGUAUGAACUGCUUGCCACCGAAGGGAAAAUGAAUCGCAAUUAUUUUCCGCAAGCAUGCCCAUACUAUGGUGAAGACCUUGACACCUGUUUAUUGGACUACUACGAAGUUUCAUCCGGAAAAACAAAAAAUGAUGCUAGUAUUGUUAUUCCUCCCGCUGGUCUAAGAGUACUAUCGGACGCCGCGAACAU